Sipha flava (yellow sugarcane aphid) is the source of this 2001-nucleotide messenger RNA. It is a transcript of the gene Mettl4, whose product is annotated as methyltransferase-like protein 4. Bases 597 to 1700 code for a protein of 367 amino acids. Gene Ontology annotation, molecular function: methyltransferase activity; nucleic acid binding. The transcript is spliced from 6 exons. Lineage: Eukaryota; Metazoa; Arthropoda; Insecta; Hemiptera; Aphididae. The record is from RefSeq and is a predicted model, not a curated record. Gene Ontology annotation, cellular component: nucleus; RNA N6-methyladenosine methyltransferase complex.
AUAGACGCAGUGCCGCAAUAACCGAGUGUGUAACGUGUGUCGAACACGCGGGCACAUAGCUCCGGCUUAUAAUAGGACUCGGUGAUAAUAGUUUAAAACUAUGUAGAAAGCAAGAAAAUAAAACCAUUUUCUAAUAAUAAUCAUUACUGGAGAUUGAACAAUAUUGUUGAUUAAUUUUGUUUUGUACACAUUAUCGUACAUCAACGUUUCUUUUGCGGCCUGUAUAAUCGAAAUUCAAAAUAGUUUUAUUAAAAUUAAUUUGUUCCCCUGUAGAUUCCGGACGCGGGGAGGGAGGAUUAAUUUUAUUUACACACAGGCCCAGAUUAUUGAAGUUGUGUCACUGCAUAGACAUGUAAUUCCUAAUAUAUUUACGCCACUGCUUUCUAUAAUAGUUUUUUUAAUUUAUUAUGUACUAAUUGUCUUCUCUACAAUAUGAUUACUAUCCUGCGUGUCAGUAUCAGCGUUAUCACCGGACUCGACGUACGAUCUCAAAACAACUGCAGCUCAAAUUCUUAUUUGAAUUUAAUAUUUUUACCUUUAUCUAAGUUUAGUUUUUAUUUUAAGUCUUAGGUCGCUUGUAUAAUCAUUAUUUAGCCAUGAGUGUCUUGUACAACGAUGACGUCGGUUAUUUCAUAUCGCACGAGUUGUUCAUCUCGAAAUUGUACCGUACAGCCGUGAGCGAAAACAUUAUGUUUUUUUACGAACAUUUUUUUCACAUUGACAAUCCAUUCGUUAAGGAAAAACAACAAGCAAUUAACACCCGAUCGAAAGAUGAUGAUGACUAUGGCGUCAGCACAAAACGCAAACGGAAACAUCUACAACCUAUGGUAAAUGAAAUAGUUCAAAGAAUCAAAACUUUCAUAUCUAACUUAAAAACCAACAGUGUUAUAUUUUCUGUGCCGAUUAGCACUUCUGAGAAUAAUAGCUGUGCUAGACAAGCAUCUAUUGAAUUUUACGAAAAGACCAAAGAGUUAAAAACAUUAUUUGGACAAAACUCAAAUCCAAUUUUACAUGAAGAAAAUGGCUAUAUGUUUCCUCCGAAUUGUAAGUUUUAUUGUGAUGAUGUUAUUAACAUGAAAAAACUCGGAAAUGAAAAAUAUGAUUUAAUAUUGAUGGAUCCACCAUGGACUAAUACAUACAUUCAAAGGAGAAAAAAAUUUAAUAGAGAUGAAGGGUAUUCCAUGAUGAUUGACAAGGAUUUAGCACAGUUACCAAUAGACGAUUUUCUUAAUACAAAUGGUUUAGUUUGUGUAUGGUGUACAAAUUCUCAAAAUCACAUUGAUUCAUUGAAAAGUGUAUUAUUCCCAGCGUGGAAAGUAAAAUAUCUGGCAUGUUGGUACUGGAUAAAGGUAACUAAAUCUGGAGAAUUUAUUUGCAAUUUUGCAUCAUCAACUGGUAAACAGCCUUAUGAACGUAUAAUAUUUGGAAGAAAAAUUGACAGUGAUUCUGAAUUAAUAAAUCCUGAAGAAAAUAAAUUAAUUGCAAGUGUUCCAAGUUCAGUUCAUUCACAUAAACCUCCAUUAACUGAAUUAUUAACUCCUUAUUUGCCUUCAUCUCCAAAAUGUUUAGAACUAUUUUCAAGGUAUUUAUUACCCAAUUGGACAAGUUUUGGACUCGAAGCAUUAAAAUUUCAACAUAAAUUUAUGUUUGAAACUUCAACUAUAGAACAUUGUUUACACAAAUCCAAAACUAAUUUAUAAAUUUUUAACUAAAAUUAAACAAAAUUUAAGUUCAUUGCUAUUAAUCAUGUAAUAUAUUUAGUUUUACAAUAAAAUAGACAGUUAAUUUUAGUCUAAAUCUCAAAGAAGACAUUUGUAAAAUUACUUUUCUUGUGGCCUGUUCACUAGUAAGAAACCCAUUUAAUUGUUAAUACACUAUUGUACUCUGCUUAGCUGUUAAGUGUGUACUCAAACUAAAAUAGUGCCUAUUGUUAAUUUAAUUGUUAGCAUAAAAUAUUUAACCUAACACCAUAAAGAGAAAAAAAUUAUAAUCCCAAGAAAU